GCGGAGUCUGUCCCCGAAAUCCAACUGGCCCUACGCACCUGUUACAUAAGCAACAGAGAGUUUGGCCUGGAUCAAUUUUCUUUUCUAACCUAUCCACCACCCACCCCAUCCACCUACCCAGCUCUUCUCGACGACGGCCAACGUCAUCGUUCUUGACGACAGCGAUCUUCCCCAUCGCAUCGCUCGUUGACCUGACUACCGUCUCGUCAUCUUUCUAAUUUUUUUUUGUCACGGCUCGUGCCUUCCUUGGCCCGCCGGAGUGUCUUAUCAUCAUCGCAUAGGAGAUCCGAGAUAUCUUGGCCAGGUCCGACCCUUGUUUGUGCAUCCUGCCUACCCGACCAGGAAGCAAAACAAGAUCUUCGUCUCCAUUCCUCCUCUCUCCUCUCUCUAAAACCCUUCCGAGGUCCCAGACCGAGUCGAGAAAAAGAACAAGCUGCACUGGCACGGGUCACAGUGUCGUGUAUUUCGAGAAGAACAAAAAAAGAAUAGAAGACCAUUUCCAUUUGCGGGCACCCGAUUUGGUUCGAGGCGUCGGUAUCAACCACACUCCAUUACCUCUCUGCGUCCUCUCGCAUCGCGUCGCAUCUCUUCGAUCGUCGUCGCCGUCCUCGAGUCUACUUGACAAGAAGAAAAGAGAGAGCCUCAUCUCCUCGGCCGACGAACCAUCGAGCAAGAAACGCAUUGCGUCUUCGCAGACAGACUAUCUUGAGUCAGGAUCGAUACCGACUUUCGACAUCAACGGACCAGCCCAGCUUGCCAUUGUGCAUCCUGUGUUGUCGUGUCGUUGUUUGUGUGAACAGUCGCUGUAGGGGAGGCAUUCAGUUGUUUAUCUCCCACAAUUGACCUGUUCCAUUUCCGUCUUCCACAGACCUGAUUGUCACGAGACCUCUCGAGGAAAUCGCAAUCAUGGAGGCUAUCCAAACGCACCCGUCAAACGCCACGCAGGCCAAGAACUUUAUUUCUCCCGGCUCGCUCUCGUUCCCCGGUGGUCACAACGAGUUGACCCCUCCUGGCGAUGCCGCUCAGAAGCUCAACGGCACUCCCAACGGUGGUGCUCCUGUUGGUUCUCCUGCCCCAGGCACUGGCGUCGCCCCUGCGACCCCGGCUGCUACCCCUGGCGCACAGCAGACCGGCAGUGGUCUCGUUCCAACUCUCCAGAACAUUGUGGCAACUGUGAACCUGGAUUGCCGCCUGGACCUGAAGACCAUCGCACUUCAUGCGCGUAAUGCGGAGUACAACCCCAAACGGUUCGCUGCCGUCAUCAUGCGUAUUCGCGAACCAAAAACCACCGCCCUGAUCUUCGCCUCUGGCAAGAUGGUCGUGACUGGUGCCAAGUCUGAGGAUGACUCCAAGCUUGCCAGCCGCAAGUAUGCACGGAUCAUCCAGAAGCUGGGUUUCAAUGCCAAGUUCACCGACUUCAAGAUCCAGAACAUUGUGGGCUCUUGUGACAUCAAGUUCCCCAUCCGUCUGGAGGGUCUGGCCUCGCGUCAUCACAACUUCAGCUCCUACGAGCCUGAGCUGUUCCCCGGUCUCAUCUACCGCAUGGUCAAGCCCAAGAUCGUUCUCCUGAUCUUCGUCAGCGGCAAGAUAGUCCUCACUGGCGCCAAGGUCCGAGACGAGAUUUAUCAUGCCUUCGAGCUCAUCUACCCCGUCUUGCAGGAUUUCCGCAAGAUGUAGACCGACCUCACACCACCUCGUCGCCCGUACUUACCAACCUCGCCACUUGUAAGAUUACGCACAUUCAUGAUUUCACGACGCAUACCCGAGACCGGCUCCUGGUUGCUGCGUACUCUAUCCCACGACAGCAACAAUCCCCGACAAGCCUGUCUGUUGUAUUUUUUCUCUUUCUUCCUUUUUACUACUUUUUCUGCAACUGCAUUGCAUCGGCGUUCGACACGGAGAGGUUAAAGUCGGCUCGGCUAUCUGCGAAGGGGGGAAAAGAAAACUGCUACCCAAUUACCCUUUUUUAUUACUACACUUCGGAAGACGAUAGACCGUAUCCGAGACUGGAUGCGGAGAGUGCGCCUGGGCAAAAGAUUUGAGCGUGCAGACCAAGAAGUAAUAUCGGGGAUGGCGAUCCUGAAAAGGUCGUCAUUGGUCGCCCUGCGCUGAGCGGGAUUUGAGAGGUUUGGUAAGGGAGGUCGACGGAGCAUGCCACAGUCUUUCCAUGUUUGGUCAUCGGUAAAAGGUCACCCAAACAGACUGGCUCUUGAACGCGAGAGUAGGGGUGAAGGUGGGAAAAGUGUUGAUUUGCGGUGCGUGGAGGCGAAAGGCUGAACUGCUGCGAUGCAGGAUUCGAUGAUGGCUUGAUUGAAGACAUCCAUAUCAACAAGGCUUCAGUGCCUCCAUGUUGAUUCUGGACUUUGGGGUCCCCUAGGGGUUGGUCGGCGAAUGUUGAUGCACUCCUCUUUUCUCUCUUCUGGGUGUAAACCUGACCUACACUGGCGUCCCUGGGGGAUCUUGUUAGCCAUAUUUCGAUAGUCCCAAAGUUCAUGCCAGCAUACUUGCACCC
Molecule: messenger RNA, 2512 nt
Organism: Cryphonectria parasitica EP155
Lineage: Eukaryota; Fungi; Ascomycota; Sordariomycetes; Diaporthales; Cryphonectriaceae
Exons: 5
Coding region: 907-1677 (256 amino acids)
Biological process (GO): DNA-templated transcription initiation
Molecular function (GO): RNA polymerase II general transcription initiation factor activity; DNA binding
Source: RefSeq, a predicted model, not a curated record